CUACUGUAUUUGGCACUAAAAAAGCAAAGGAAAAAAGAAAAAAGAAAAAAGAAAAAGGGAAAAGAAAAGAAACACGCACAACACACACCACCAUUUUUCCCUUCCUCCUUCUCCUUCACUCACUUCCCCCAAAUUCCCCCACCUCAAUAAACUCGCACCCUAAUUCCACAAAUUCUCUCCCUCUCUCUCCCUCCCUUUCUCUCCCUCUCUCUACAUAUUUUCUGUCAGAUCCAUUGAGUUUGUAGGCUCAAUUUCUUUGUUUUAAAUCUUUCUGCCGAAGCUCGCUCGCAAUUACGUUUCGAUUCUCCGUAUUUGGGGGAAGUUGUUGGGAUAUUUUGGCUGGGGAGGAGCUCGAGUUGUUGCUGAAAACAUGGGAUCGAUUGGGGCAGAUCUGUGCCGAAAAAUCUACCCGGAGCCGGUGGACGAAUUCGACCGGCUGCCGGACUCGCUCAUCCUCUUGAUCUUCAACCAAAUCGGGGACGUGAAGGCGUUGGGCCGAUGCUGCGUCGUUUCGAGGCGGUUCCACUCGCUCGUUCCCCAAGUCGACAACGUUGUUGUCCGCGUCGACUGCGUAAUCUCCGACGACGAUCCCUCCUCCAACUCUUCGUCGGCGGCCGCUUCCGCGGCCGGCGACAAGUCGCGCCACCCAAUCUCCUCCCUCUUCCGCAUCUUCUUAUCCGGGCUCUUCAAGCCCUUGCAGUCCCUAUCUCAGCUCAUCAUCCCCUCGGCGCGCCGGCUUCCGCUGUCGGAGGAUUUCGACUGCGAAGCGGAGCAGAACACCGUCACACACCAUUCGCCGACGCAGGUCUUGAAGAAUUUCAACGAAAUCAAGCUGCUCAGGAUAGAGCUUCCCACAGGGGAGCUGGGGGUUGACGACGGCGUUUUGCUCAAAUGGAAGGCGGAAUUCGGCUCCACGCUUGAUAGCUGCGUGAUUCUCGGGGCUUCGAGCGUCGCGCAGAGCGCGAACAGCAGCUACAGUAGUAGUAAUGAUAAUGGAGUGGAGAGCGAUAAUGGUAGCAUACCGGAAUCAUUCUACACCAACGGAGGCUUAAGGCUGCGGGUCGUCUGGACCAUCAGCUCGUUGAUCGCAGCCUCCGCCAGGCAUUACCUCUUGCAGCCUAUAAUAGCGGAGCACAAGACGCUGGAGAGUUUGGUUUUGACGGAUGCUGAUGGGCAGGGGGUUUUGUCUAUGAAUAAGGAACAGUUGGAGGAGCUGAGGGUGAAACCUCUUUCUGCGUCCUCGGCCUCGAAGAGGACUCUUGUCCCUGCUCUCAACAUGCGUUUGUGGUAUGCUCCUCAUCUCGAGUUGCCCAACGGGGUGGUCUUGAAAGGAGCGACUCUGGUUGCGAUCCGGCCGAGCGAGCAGCCCAAGAAGGAGGUGGCGGGAUCGGAGGCAAAUUGGGUUGCAUCGGCAUUUGAGGAGCCAUUUGGGACUGCUGCAAGGAUGUUGGUGAAGAGGAGGACCUACUGCCUCGAAAUGAACUCUUUCUGAAGGAGGGGCCUUGUUUGAGGAUGAUGAGACAGAUGCAUGAGGAUCUUUCAGGUAGAGUGUGGCAACGGAAGGUCCCAAAAGCGCAGAGCACAAAUUUUGUCUUGAGCAGAGCAAGCUGCAAGCCAGUUGCCGGCCAAGUUCAUACGGCUUCCGGUUACGACAUUGGCGGUUGAUGAAGAGCCUGCAAUUGAUUAUCAAACUGCUUUCAUUUUGAAUACUUUAAAGAGGGGGGGUGCUAUGCAACUGGAUAAUCAUGUUGUAAGAGUUAUGAGAUUUUGAUAAUCUGUCUGUGUUAGUUAUAUGUAUAUGUGAAUAUUGUAGGUAUGAUAUGACCAUCUAUGCUUAUCUGCUCUCCUUUUUCUGAAAGGUUCAGCUGCAUAUUAUAUUUUAGCUGAUUUACCCACCAAUAAAUGUCAAAACGCCUCUUCAUUUCUAUUAAUCAAGGAUAUUUUGUAGUUCAA
Salvia miltiorrhiza (redroot sage) is the source of this 1953-nucleotide messenger RNA. RefSeq names its product F-box protein At5g46170-like. Lineage: Eukaryota; Viridiplantae; Streptophyta; Magnoliopsida; Lamiales; Lamiaceae. Bases 371 to 1492 code for a protein of 373 amino acids. The record is from RefSeq and is a predicted model, not a curated record. Gene Ontology annotation, molecular function: protein binding. The transcript is spliced from 2 exons.